AUGAUUAGUCUCACUGCGGGGCAACUCAACGCGGUCAAGUCUAUCGAUAUGACGGGGGAGCUUGUGGAAGAGAUUGAGAUGCGUGCCGAGCAUCAUGCGAGCGACAGCCCACGAUUGCACCUCGAUAGGCUGACCUCGCUGCAAAAGGUGACCAUCUACCCUUACGCGUUCCACUCACCGCCAAUAAAUCUCGAUGUCAUUGGAGUGUAUCUAAGGGAGGCGACUGGUAGGAUGGGUCUGGAGGUCAUAGAGGUCAAGAGGAAGCAGAAGCUGACAUAG
Messenger RNA from Alternaria ethzedia, 279 nucleotides. RefSeq lists its product as uncharacterized. Bases 1 to 279 code for a protein of 92 amino acids. The record is from RefSeq and is a predicted model, not a curated record. Lineage: Eukaryota; Fungi; Ascomycota; Dothideomycetes; Pleosporales; Pleosporaceae. The transcript has 2 exons.